Molecule: messenger RNA, 3057 nt
Organism: Meira miltonrushii
Lineage: Eukaryota; Fungi; Basidiomycota; Exobasidiomycetes; Exobasidiales; Brachybasidiaceae
Product: RNB-domain-containing protein
Exons: 1
Coding region: 1-3057 (1018 amino acids)
Biological process (GO): rRNA catabolic process
Cellular component (GO): nuclear exosome (RNase complex); cytoplasmic exosome (RNase complex)
Molecular function (GO): RNA binding; 3'-5'-RNA exonuclease activity; endonuclease activity
Source: RefSeq, a predicted model, not a curated record
AUGAUCACCAUACAGAAGCGGCCAGCUCCGAUUGGAGAAGAGUCUGCAUCAUCAUCAGCAUUCUCGCAAAAGAAGUUCUACAAGAAAACCGCUCGUGGAAAAGUGCAGAAAAUCGUUCGUGAACGUUAUUUACGCGAUGAUGUUCAUUGUGGAAGAGCAAAUUGUACUUUAUGUCCAACAGAUUCUGGACCAGAGAGUGCUUCAAGGAGGAGCAAUCAAAGUACAGAAGAAGGUUCAGGUCUUCAAUAUGAGGGCACCCAUUCAAAAGGACCAUCUACGCCUGGCAAACAUGUUUUGAUUCUCGAUACCAAUGUGAUCUUGCAUCAGAUGGAUUUGUUGGAAGCGACUGUUAAUGGAAGUCCUGCUUUGACAAAUGUUGUCGUGCUACAAACGGUAUUGGAUGAAGCACGCCACCGCAGCUUACCAUUAUUGAACCGUUUACAAGCGCUCAUUCGCGAACCCGAUCGUCAUUGGUGGAUCUAUUGGAACGACUUCAGUGAAUCGACUGCCACAAUCAGGCAAGAUGCAGAGACACCGAACGACAGAAACGACCGCUCGAUUCGUACAGCUGUGAAGUGGUACAAUGAUCACUUUGCAGCUUCGACUUCAAAAAGGAAAGCUGCUGAACUCAAAGCUGUUAUGCUAAGUGACGAUGUUGCAAACGUGGCCAAAGCAAAAGAGUUGGGUCUACAUGCACUAUCAGUUCGUGAAUACGUUUCAAUGCUACCGUCUGCCACGCAGUUACUCGAUCUAUUAGCAUCAAGAUCGAUUGUGAGCAGUGCGGAAAAUUCUGGAGAUGACGGCCAAGCAGGAGCAACAUCAGCAAUCUUCCCUUCUCAUCUAGAUGCAUCUGCUUUGACGGCAGGUUUGGCAUCUGGAAAGUUUCAUUCUGGAUUUUUCAAUGCCAAUCCCUUCAAUUAUCUCGAAGCAACAGUCCGCGCUGCAAGUGUGGACCGACCUGUUUUGCUUGUUGGACGUGAAUCAAUGAAUCGAGCGAUCGAUGGAGAUAUUGUCGCUAUUGAACUAUUACCAAAAGAUCAAUGGAAGCGGGAAGCAGACGAGGUGCUUGAUGCUGACGAAGCAUUGCAAGAAGAUGAUGCGGGUGAAGACGAUGAAGAGGAAGAGGACAUCGCACGUCGAACAAUUCAAGAAGAGAAAGCUGCCCUGCGUGAAAGAAAAGCAGUCAAAGAUGCAAGCAAGCAAGAAGUUCAACCAACCGGUCGUGUUGUUGGAAUCGUGAAGCGAAAUUGGCGCUCAUACGUUGCCCAUGUCGACUCGAAUUCCAUCUCUUCUUCUGCUCUCUCUUCGCUUUCUGCUGUUUCUGUCUUUGUCAUUCCACUUGACCGCAAAAUCCCCCGAAUCCGAAUGCGAACUCGACAAGCUGCUUCUCUGUUGGGUCAAAAAAUUCUCGUUUCACUGGACGAUUGGCGAGUCACAUCAAAGUAUCCCGAAGGACACUUUGUUAGAGCUUUGGGUACGAUCGAAUCAAAAGAGGCUGAACAGGAAAGUUUGUUGUUGGAGCAUGAUAUUCCUUACAGACCAUUCAGCCAAGCUAUUUUGAAUUGUUUGCCACCAGAAGGAGAUUCUUGGGUAGUGCCACCCAAAGACGAAACCUCUCCUGCUUGGCGUGAUCGACGUGAUAUGCGAUCCGAACAAAUCUGCAGUAUCGAUCCACCUGGCUGUCAAGACAUUGAUGAUGCUUUGCAUGCUAAGCGACUGCCGAACGGUAAUAUUCAAGCUGGUGUCCAUAUUGCCGAUGUCUCUUACUUUGUCAAACCAGAUACACCGAUGGACAAAGAAGCGGCUUCAAGAGGUACGACCGUUUAUCUUGUCGAUAAGAGAAUUGACAUGUUACCGCACCUCUUAGGUACAAACCUUUGCUCUUUGCGUCCACAUGUAGAAAGAUUGGCCUUUUCCGUAAUAUGGGAAUUGACGCCAGAAGGUGAUACAGUGAAUGUUGAAUUCUUCAAAAGCGUAAUUGCGAGCAAAGAGGCUUUCACCUAUGAAGAAGCUCAAAAGCGGAAGGACAACCCCAAAUUGAAGGAUGCAAUUACGGAGAGCAUCCGACUAUUGAAUCACUUAGCAAUCAAGUUGAAAGCUAAGCGAAUGGCAGCUGGAGCGUUGAAUUUGGCAAGUCCUGAAGUUCGAAUUUAUCUCGAUAGUACAGAAAGCUCAGCACCGAUUGAUGUUGAACAAAAAGAGAUGAGAGAGACGAAUAGCUUGGUUGAGGAAUUCAUGUUGUUGGCAAACAUUGCAGUUGCAAGACACAUUCAACAGUCUUUUCCUCAAACGGCCGUCUUGCGUAGACAUAUGCCUCCGCCCGCAACUAAUUUCGAUACCCUUCGAGCCAUUUUACAAACAAGAAAAGGUUUGGAUCUAGACACUUCUUCUUCCGGUGCUCUGGCUGCUUCUUUGGACAAGUGCAUCGAUCGUUCUGAGCCUGCCUUCAAUACUCUCGUUCGUAUUAUGGCAACUCGUUGUAUGUUGAGCGCAGAAUACUUUAGCGCUGGAAGUGUGGCUGCUGAUACAUUUGGACAUUAUGGUCUAGCAUGUGACAUUUAUACUCACUUUACCAGUCCCAUCAGAAGAAUGGCAGACGUUCUUACACAUCGUCAAUUGGCAGCAAGUAUUGAUUAUGAACCGUUGGCACACAGUCUUCACAGUAAAUCCCACGUGGAAUCCAUGUUGAAUAUUGUCAACAAACGUCAUCGUGCUGCUCAAAUGGCAGGUAGAGCAAGUGUGGAAUAUUGGGUUGGUCAAUCUAUCAAGCGAAAGAAUGAGACUGCAAAGCAUAGCUUGAUCGAAGAAGCUUUCGUCAUUCGUGCUUUCCGCAAUGGUUUGGCAGUCUUUGUUCACAAGUAUGGUCUGGAAGGCGUGAUCACGUUCAAACAAGAUUGUGAAUUUGAUGCAGAGAAAUUCCAAGUGACUAUUCCAGCAUCUGUGUCGGGAUUGAAGAAAGAUCUCACCUUGGGUAUCUUUGAUCGAUGCAAAGUGGAAAUUGGAGUGGAGAAAGACAAGAACACACAAAGAAGCAAAACGAAAAUGAGUUUAGUCUGA